Messenger RNA from Linum trigynum, 746 nucleotides. The record is from the annotation of a GenBank genome assembly. Lineage: Eukaryota; Viridiplantae; Streptophyta; Magnoliopsida; Malpighiales; Linaceae.
GGUAGCAUCUUGACUCGUUUGGCUAGUAUGAUAGGUAGACCUCUGUGGUUUGAUCAAUCGACUAGGCUGGGUAGAAGAAUGGGGUUUCCAAAGGUCUGUGUUGAAAUGUCUAUUGAUUCAUCGUUCCCAGAGACUUUGAAGCUGGUGCCAGAUCACAAACCGACAUUCGAGGUGCACUUGGAAUACUGCAACAGACCAAUUGGUUGCCAGAAGUGUCGGGUAUUUGGGCAUCAGUGUGAAAAUGUUGGGGAUGUGAGGGAAGGGGAUCAGGGUAGUCAAAAGAAAGCUGAGACUGAAGGUGUGGAGGCUACUACUGGAAAUGCAGGUCAAUUGAUUCUGGAUUCUAUCCUGGCUUCGAAGGGCAAGGCUCAAGAGUCUGCUGAAGCAGCUUGUCGAAACUUGAAUCUGGUUGUGGCAAACUUGGUCAAGUCUAUUGAGCAGGGGGUUCUAACUGAAUGGCAAAGGUCAGGAUCUGUGGAGUUGCCAACUGAGAGUGAGCUUCAGACAGUUAUGAUAGGACAAAGCUCUCCUUCUGCAUGGGAAAGUUCUAUCACACAUGUAGCAAAUAGGUAUCAGAGUUUAGCUGUGGAUUCUUUUGAAGUUGGGAAUAUUGUAGUAAGUAGCCCGGUUCUCCAAAAUCUGGAUGAAUUUCCUGUAUUGGAGGGAGGUGGAAAGGGGAAAGGGAAGCAAGGUAAGAAGGAGCCAGGCAGGCCUGCCAAACCCUAAAAAAAAAGGUGCUAGCUUGG